Messenger RNA from Penicillium paradoxum, 2073 nucleotides. RefSeq names its product DNA helicase (gene chl1). The record is from RefSeq and is a predicted model, not a curated record. NCBI's taxonomy places the organism in Eukaryota, Fungi, Ascomycota, Eurotiomycetes, Eurotiales, Aspergillaceae. Gene Ontology annotation, biological process: establishment of sister chromatid cohesion; nucleobase-containing compound metabolic process. The transcript has 4 exons. The coding region runs from base 1 to 2073 and encodes 690 amino acids. Gene Ontology annotation, cellular component: nucleus. Gene Ontology annotation, molecular function: hydrolase activity, acting on acid anhydrides, in phosphorus-containing anhydrides; DNA helicase activity; DNA binding.
AUGCUCGAACAUGCCAAACGGGAAUCGAGACGUGCUAUCACUGAAAAAAGACAAGAAUUCGAAGCCCGAUUAUCUAAGAUUCGACAAGAGGAAGAUCGGUUGAAACAUGCGGACAAUGCAGAACGACCCCGUAAAAAGCAGCGACGAGAUGAAUCGGCUCCGCAACUGGUUGACGAGGAUCAAUUUGUUCUUGAUGACUAUGAGAGCGAUGCAGAUACCCGUAACAAGCAGAAUGACUCGGGCAAUUCCGACGGCCUUUCUGCAAGCACCCGGGCUCUGUUGGAACGGUUCCAAGGGAAAUUCUCAACGCAAAAGAAAGAUGACGAGGAUGAAGCAGAUAACGAGAUUAAGAUCUUUUUUUGUUCAAGAACCCAUUCUCAGCUAAGCCAGUUUGCUGGUGAAUUGCGACGGGUCAAGUUUCCCUCCAGUAUCCCCAGCGACCUCGACCCAGAGAGCAAAGACGAAUUCUCCAAACUCGAGGAGCGUGUGAAACACCUCUCCUUAGGGUCCAGAAAGAAUCUGUGCAUCAACCCGAAGGUCCGGGCUUUGGAGAAUAACACCGCAAUCAAUGAAAAGUGUUUAGACCUACAGCAAGCCGGUAGAGCAGCCGACAAAAAGUGCUCCUUUAUUCCGUCCAAAGACGACGAGGCCUUGUCUCUUGAGUUUAGGGACCAUGCUUUGGCAACAGUCAAAGACAUCGAAGAUAUUGCCAACGUGGGACAAAAGCUGGGAAUAUGUCCCUACUAUGCGUCUCGUCCAGUCAUCAAACACAGCGAGAGAUCAGCCCGUGAGGCCCUCAAUCUUUCCGUCAAAGGUCAUAUUGUCAUCAUCGAUGAGGCUCACAACCUCAUGGAUGCGAUAACUGGCAUUCACUCAGUCGCUGUCUCACUGAGUCAACUACAGACCGCUAUCGGACAGCUGACGACCUAUGCUCGCAAAUUCAAGAACAGAUUGAAAGGAAAAAAUAGAAACUACAUUGCCCAAGUCAUCCGGCUGGUGAGCUCCAUUGCAGAGCAGCUGAAGUCAAUCUCUCAGCAAAAGGGACCAGUGGAAGGUUCGGUCCAAGCGUCAGAUCUCAUGGCCGGAAAGGGAGUUGACCAGAUCAACCCAUAUAAACUUUCUCGGUAUUUGCAAGAGAGCAAGCUUGCCCGAAAAGUUGAUGGCUAUGUUGAAUCCUCGCAACAGCCGCAAUCUGGUCGUCACAGGGACAAGACAACGAUGCCAGUUCUGUUCCAUAUCCAGAGCUUUCUUCUUCCCCUGAUGAAUCCUUCGGAAGAGGGACGUCUUUUCUUUCAGAAAAUACAAGAUGAUAUCAUGUUGAAGUACAUGCUCCUUGACCCUACCAACCACUUUCGUGAAAUUGCCGAAGAUGCUAGGGCUGUCAUUCUAGCUGGUGGUACUAUGUCUCCUGUCAUCCCAGAUGGUGUUGUUGCGUUCUUUCCCAGUUAUGACUAUCUCAAUCAUGUCCUAGGUGUUUGGAAGAAGCCUAUUCCCAAUGGGAACGGUCAAACUAUCCUCAAUCUUCUCGAACGGAAGAAAAAGAUCUUGUAUGAAUCUCGUGACGCGGCCAUAUCUACAGAUGUUUUGCUGCGGGAAUAUACCGAGUCCGUUGAAUCAGGCUCAGGUGCCUUGCUUCUGUCUAUCGUGGGUGGAAAGUUGUCGGAAGGCAUCAACUUCUCUGACAAGCUAGGGCGUGGAGUCUUCAUUAUUGGCCUCCCCUUUCCCAAUAUUCGCAGUGCUAUCUGGCAGGCUAAAAUCCAAUAUCUUGAGGAGAAGACUUACAAACAGGCUUCUGGCUCUGAGGCGGAAAGGAAAGCAGCAGGCAAGGCGGCUGGGAGGGACUUCUACGAAAAUUCAUGCAUGCGAGCAGUUAAUCAGUGCAUUGGAAGAGCAAUUAGACAUGUGAAUGACUAUGCUGCCAUCGUCAUGAUCGAUCGCCGGUAUGAGUUGCCGCGAAUCCAGCAAAAGCUGCCCGGUUGGAUUAGAGGGAGCUUGAUCCCAGCGCCUCCUACGCGAGCGGCUCAGAUGACCGUGCAACGACUGUCUAAGUUCUUCGCUGAAGACAGGGGGUAA